AUGGAAGAAGAUGCGUCUGCACUCUCUCCGCCGCACGGAGAUAGUGAUACUGCUCGCUCCUCGGAUUCCCGCUGCACAACGCCGUCACUGUCCGGCUCAUCAGCGUCUGCGGAGCUUCUGAAAACACCAACUCGUACCGUCAAUGGACCCGAUGUUCCCCCGCAUGCAAUUGUCCGACUGAUUCAGUGCUCUCGCUGCUCACUUCCCUUCCGAACCCCGCUGCGACUUCCGUGCGGGGAUGCGCUGUGUCGAGAGUGUUUGCCUCCGAUUCGACCGCGGACGGGGGUCUCGUAUCCCGCGAAUGAGGAACGGAAGCAGGGAUUUAGGUGUUACUGGGGGAGGGGGGUAUGCGGGGCCGAUCAUUGUCUUGGGGACUGCGGGGCUGAUGUCUUGUUGACAACGUUGGUUGGGGUCUUUGAUGAAGUUCUAGGGCGCGGUUCAAGCCCUGAGGGAACGGCGGCGGAGUCGGCGGAGGAAGAUGCUGGGCAAACACUUAUAUGGAAGGGAGCUCGUUCGGACAAGGCGGAACUGGAUGUGGAAAGUGCUGAGAUUGGCUCUGAUCCCCUGAGUGGCGUCUUUGAUUUGGUCGGGAAGGGCAGGCUCGGUUAUGAUGCAUCAGAGAUUCGCUAUGAACCUUUUGUGCCUGCAUGCUAUGAAAGGUAUACUCACUCUCUUGACAAGCUUCGGGCCGCCGUGUGCAAUGAGUUGGAUUGUCAUGUCUGCUACUCGUUGAUACUUGACCCCUUGACGACGCCCUGUGGUCAUACUUUCUGUGGAAGUUGUGUGGCUAUGGCUCUAAGCCAUAGUAAUCUUUGCCCAAUUUGUCGACGUAAAUUGAAUAUGUCCUCAUCGGUCCGGUCAGAGCGAAUCAACAAGAGGUUGUCAGACAUCAUCCAGACCCUCCUGCCCGAUGAGGUGGCUUCGCGACGUGCAGAAUUGCCAUCGGAUAUGGAUAUAAGUGGUGAAGGUACUAUUCCGCUAGCUGUGGUUUCUCUUGCGUUUCCGACUAUGCCGAUCGGCCUACAUAUAUUCGAGCCCCGGUACCGUCUUAUGAUCCAAAGGAUCAUGGAAAGCAGGAGCCGAAGGUUUGGCAUGGUCAUGCCUAACCGGCGAGGCCGACUUCAGCAGGGACUAGGGAGGGCACCAUUUAUGCAAUACGGAACCAUCUUGACAAUAAACCGCCAUGAGUUGCUUCCGGACGGAAGGAGCCUGCUUAUUGCCACCGGAACGUCACGUUUCAAAGUUAUCAGCUGGGAAUUAGUCGAUGGCUACCAUGUAGGUAAGAUUCAGCGUGUUGACGAUGUUUCGGUUUCCGAAGAGGAGGCGCAGGAGUCGAGAGAGACGACAGCUGCCAUUGAAACAGCAAACCGCAAUGUCGACCGAUCCAUAGACUCCAUGUCCACACAGCAGUUAUUCCAGUUGGCUCUGGAUUUCGUGCUCAGGGAACGCAGGCAAGGAGCACCGUGGCUGCACCCUCGUGUUCUGCUAGCUUACGGGGCUUUACCAACUGACCCUGCCCUGUUCCCUUGGUGGUUUGCCACUAUCUUACCCAACUGGGAUGAGGAAAAAUACACCUUAUUAGCAACAACGGCAGUCAGACAAAGACUGAAGAUUACUGCCCGAUGGGUCAAGAGACUGGAGUCUCGUAAUUGGUAUGUAGCCCACAAUCAUUCCAAGGGAAGCAAGUAA
Aspergillus puulaauensis is the source of this 1689-nucleotide messenger RNA. Its product is annotated as putative ATP-dependent protease (CrgA). The transcript has a single exon. Bases 1 to 1689 code for a protein of 562 amino acids. The record is from RefSeq and is a predicted model, not a curated record. Lineage: Eukaryota; Fungi; Ascomycota; Eurotiomycetes; Eurotiales; Aspergillaceae.